AUGCAAACUGCAUGCUCGCAGGACAGGCACCCAGACACAAAGGACGACAUAAUGGCGGAUGCCAUGUGCACAUCAGAGUUCUACACAGAGGUGCCGGACUACUCGACCAGGCUAAAUGCCAUCCUUGAAACCUUUUUGGUGAAGCUAGAGAGCCGGGCACGGCAGCUCAAAGAAUGCACACGACCAAGUAGGAAGAAAUCCAAGCAACACCGCGAGUUACUCCUCUACUUAACAGUGCUCCAAGAUGGUGCUGCAGAAAGAAAUGCCUCCCGUCUGCAAGCAUCCACACGAGGGGAUACCAUGCACGACAGCGAAGACACAGAGUGCUGCAAACCCUCCAUACACCCAGCAACCAACCGGGUCAAGCUAGUCAGCCGCGAAAGGCACGUCGCCCUGCACCACACCGGACGCAGACAAAGCCAGGGAUAA
This is a messenger RNA of Pelobates cultripes (western spadefoot toad), 429 nucleotides long. NCBI's taxonomy places the organism in Eukaryota, Metazoa, Chordata, Amphibia, Anura, Pelobatidae. The record is from the annotation of a GenBank genome assembly.